Hydractinia symbiolongicarpus is the source of this 2483-nucleotide messenger RNA. RefSeq lists its product as uncharacterized. The transcript is spliced from 2 exons. Bases 643 to 2151 code for a protein of 502 amino acids. The record is from RefSeq and is a predicted model, not a curated record. Lineage: Eukaryota; Metazoa; Cnidaria; Hydrozoa; Anthoathecata; Hydractiniidae.
AGUUCAGGAGUCGCCAUUUUCCACAGUGUCACAGCGGAAAGUAUUCACGCCGGAGACCCUCUUGUUGGUUUUAAAAGUGACAAAGAAUUACGGAUAUUACGUCAAAGGAAAAUAUUAGAAUAAAAGGUCUUUUAAUGAUUGGUGACCUUAGGUCACAGUCACAUUCCUGUGGCAAAGAAGAAACGCGGUUGUUAAAUAAGUGUUAAAAUAUUAGAUAUAAAAAACAAGUAAGAUCAACAUUAUGCAGUGACUAUAAGAUAGGGAGUAAUUUUGAAUUUCACCUUUAGCUAAUGUUUUUAUUACGUCGUAAUAUUUUCAUUGUUUAAUACGCACAAAGCAUAAUGUAUUUGAGCUUUUCUUUCAGUUAUGUUUACAAAAAAUCUGUCUUUAGGAUACAUCAUGGAUCUGUCAAUUUCUGAAGCUGUAAAUUUAUAUUUUUAUAAGAUUAACAUUAUGCAGUGACUAUAAGGUAAGGAGUAAUUCUAAAUUCAACUUUAAUUAAUGUUUGUAUUACGCGGUGAUAUUUUCAUUGGUCGAACAGUAAAUUUAUCUAUAUACUUCUUCUAGGAGGAAAUUAACAUUGUUAAUAAUUGUUGUCUAUUAUAGUUAUUGCCGCGAUUCGAAUCAAAUCUACAGAGUGUCAUGAUGGAAAAAGAAGAAAAAUUUAUUCAAAAAGUUUCAAAUCUUGAUAUAAGUGAAAAACCUCUCUUGGUUGACCUACCAGAAUUCAUCUGUAGCUUGAUUGCAUCUUAUUUGAAUCUGAACGAUUUUCGAAAUUAUCGUUUAACAUGUUCGUUUUUGUGCCAAUCAACAUACUCUCGCAUUGCAAUGAUCAACAUGAAUAUAAAUUUUGACUUCCUAACUGUUUCUGAAAAAGAAUUAUUUCGCUUUACGGCCUUCAUGGAAAAAAUGCAUAAUGGGAAAACAUUUGAUAAAGUAAAGAUAUAUGGUAGUUGUUAUGCACCACACUUUGAAGCCUCAGAUAAACUCUGCACUGCAUUAACUGCAGUAAAGGAUACUUUGGAAUUAGAAACAUAUUGUGACAAUCUAAAUUUUAUUGGAAAAUUUUGUCCAUCAAUUCAAAGGCUACGAUUACAUAGAAUAUGGCUUCUACAACCGCAUAAAAUUACAGAUCAAACAUUUAGCAACUUUCCAGCCUUGAAUGAAAUAUAUCUUACGGGUAGGACUUUUCCUCUUGAAGUUCUUACUUGGAUUUUGGAUGGCACUCCUAUGUUGACAUCAUUUACAUUGGAAGACAUAACCUUCCUGAGUUAUAUUCCUGAGUACCGGUUCAGACAAGCUCGUAUUCGUUCUUGCUUUUAUCCUAUUCCAGGUAUAACACCUUCGCUUUGGUUCCGACAGCGUUUCAUGGAACCACGUCCAGAACCAGAACCACCAAAAAUGCUAUAUCCUGAUGUGCAGAAAAGCAUGAGUAGUGUUACCAAUAUUCGCCAUUGGUCAUGGCAAAAUGUUGUGUUUGAAAAAUAUUUAGAGCUAUAUUUACCUGAAUCUGUUUCAUCAUUUGUAUGUAAUUUACAAAAUGAAUUUGUAAAAUGGAAACCAGAAAACAUCCAAAAAUUUAGUUACAAAGCACGGAAGCCGAGUGAAAACGACAUCGGAAAUCGCGUCCGAAAUAUUAUUUACGAGUUGCCUUGUGGAAUCAAAACCACGUGGAUUCCGGAAACUUAUGUAAACUUAACACAUUUAACGUUGUAUGAUGUUCAUUUUGAAGAAUCGAAUUUUCCACUUUGUAAACACCUGGAGUACUUAAAAUUAUCGAGAACGAAAAACACGCAGGCUUAUCUAGAAGCUUUGUCACUGCACCCAGCCGAUGAGCUAAAGACGUUAACUUUAAUGCAUCUAACAGAACAUUUUGGCUAUAAAAAAUUUGUUAGCACUCUGAAUAACUUCGAUUCGUUGGAGUAUGUCAAAGUGGAAGAGUCUUUUAUCAAUAUUCAAUAUGUUGUCGAUGAGUUGUCGGCUAUGAAUUCUUGUUCUAUAAAACAUUUAGUUGUUUUUCAAGGUCAAGAUCAAGGGACAGAUAAAGUUUUCCAUUUCAAAAAUAACAAGAAGCCGAAGAAUUCCGCCAUUGUUGAAGAUCAAGCGAAAGAGAAAAAUACCACCAUCAGCAUAGACAAAUAUGUGAUGUAGUGGAGACUUUUCAUGCAACGAAAACGCGAUGUAUGUAACCUUCAACCAAAAUGGAAUUUUAAUUAUACAAAAAGAAAACAAAAACGUAAACCCAGGGUUUCAAUUAGAUACGAUAAAAAGUAAAUUAAUUUCAUUUGCAGUGGUCCUUAAGGUUUUGUUUAACUUUUAUUUCAAAGAGAAUUUGAGCUUAACUGCGUCAUGAUCGUGAAAAUAGACAGUUAUAACUAUAUAUACACACAAUCAAUAAGUGCGUAUGUAGAACUUUUAUCUGUAAUUUUGAACUAGUUUUAUGUAAUUUUUUUUAUUUUGGAAAAAAAAGAGCUAUCUCAAUU